AUGAACAGCCCUGCGAUCCAGGUAGGCGAGGCAGGGAAGCCCGUCAUCGAGCAUGACGAGGCCCCCAAAGGUGCGCCCGUGUCCGAAGCGGAGAUCGGGCGCUCAAUGGGCUUCUCCGACGAGGACCAGCAGCGCAUCAAGCGCCGCAUUGACCGGCGGCUGAUCCCGAUCGUCGGCCUGAUGUACUGCGUCUCGCUUGUCGACCGGACCAACGUCGCCGCCGCCAGUGUCGCCGGGAUGCUCGAGGAUCUGAGAUUGAUCGGCAACCGUUAUGUAUGCGCUGGCUAUUACUGCUGCUUUGUCCGUGCACUGUGCUAA
Messenger RNA from Aspergillus calidoustus, 318 nucleotides. The record is from the annotation of a GenBank genome assembly. NCBI's taxonomy places the organism in Eukaryota, Fungi, Ascomycota, Eurotiomycetes, Eurotiales, Aspergillaceae.